Molecule: messenger RNA, 2189 nt
Organism: Gambusia affinis (western mosquitofish)
Lineage: Eukaryota; Metazoa; Chordata; Actinopteri; Cyprinodontiformes; Poeciliidae
Product: lysophosphatidic acid receptor 6-like
Exons: 1
Coding region: 734-1789 (351 amino acids)
Biological process (GO): positive regulation of Rho protein signal transduction; phospholipase C-activating G protein-coupled receptor signaling pathway
Cellular component (GO): membrane
Molecular function (GO): lysophosphatidic acid receptor activity
Source: RefSeq, a predicted model, not a curated record
ACAAAAACUGUCUGAUACCGGCACAAAGGAGAAGUGGAAAUCCUGAGUGAGAUGAGAGAAGCCUGCGACGCUCCUCAGAGGAAGAGCUCGAGACACAACGCUUAAGAGGAAGAAGAAGAAGAGGAAAAAGGGACAGAUCAUGAAGUCAGAAUAAUAAAGACAUUCAUCUUAUUACAAAUCCAGAGAGCAAGAAGAUUCAAGCAAACUUCAGUUCUACUGCUGGAAGGAAGGAUGUUGCUACAUGGUCCGGACUCUGUGAGGCAUGGACUUCUUGUGAAACUUUUGGUCCUUUGGAGGUGAAACAAUCCAAAACACAUCUCUGAGUUUGGACAAAGGGACAAAAUCUAUUCAUGAGGACAGCCUUCUGAAAGUUUUAAAUGAGGAUAACCCAACACCUUAUGCCGAUAAUGGACCAUACGAGUGAGAAGGAUUUUUAUUGGACUCAUUUAACUGAGUGAGUAAAAGGGAGUCUGUAUCUGGUGGGCUGCAGCCUGGUGAAGGGAGCCUAAGCAGGGGGAGGGGAAGAAUCACCAGCCUGGAUAUCUGUCCUCUGGGAGGAAUCUUUUCAGUGUUCAUCAAGCUCCAAAAGUAAGUACUCCAAGAGAGGAAAGAUAAUCAAAUCUACAAUCCCCCAACCAGAAGAACUAUCCCUGCUGAUGGCUUGACAGUGCCUUGUUGUUUUCGACUGCUCUGGUUUUUGCUUCUCGCUUUUGGACAGUUGCUUUGUCUCAGAAUGAAUAACACUACAAGCCUGUUGGACAAUUCAAACUGCAGCAAGAAUGACAUGUUCAAAUACCCCCUGUACAGCACAGUCUUCAGCAUCGUGUUUGUGGUCGGACUCAUCACAAAUGUGGUGGCCCUUUACAUAUUUACAUGUUCUCUGAAAUUGAGGAAUGAGACCACCACAUACAUGAUGAACCUGGUGGUGUCUGACUUGCUGUUUGUCUUCACACUGCCUCUGAGGGUCUUCUACUUCAUCAACAAGAACUGGCCCUUUGGGGGGAUUUUCUGCCAGAUCUCCGUCUCGCUCUUCUACACCAACAUGUAUGGCAGCAUGCUCUUUCUCACGUGCAUUAGCGUGGACCGUUUCCUGGCCAUCGUGCACCCCUUUCGCUCGAGGAUGCUCAGGACCAAACGCAACGCCAGGAUAGUGUGCGCUGCCGUGUGGGUGCUGGUACUUUCGGGGAGCCUCCCCACUGGGUUUCUGCUAAAUAGUACCACAAAGGACACUCAUGGGAACACUUUCUGCUUUGAGAACUUUUCAUCCAAUAUCUGGAAAUCCCAUCUGUCUAAAGUGGUGAUCUUUAUAGAGACAGUUGGUUUCCUCAUUCCUCUUCUACUCAACGUUUGUUGCUCCAUCAUGGUGUUACAGACGCUGCAGCGCCCUCAGACCAUCAGUCGUGGGGGAAAGGUGAACAAAACCAAGAUUCUGCGGAUGAUAAUCGUGCACUUGUGUAUCUUUUGCUUUUGCUUCAUCCCCUAUAACAUCAACUUGGUGUUUUAUGCUCUGGUCCGCACCAGAACCAUAAAGGGAUGCUUCCCUGAGUCGGUGGUUCGAACAAUCUUCCCAAUAGCCCUUUGCAUUGCUGUGUCCAACUGUUGCUUUGAUCCCAUCGUGUACUACUUCACCUCAGAGACAAUCCAGAACUCCUUCAAGAGGAAGUCUCAGGCCACCCGUUCAUUUGAUGUCAAGUUCUCCGAGGCCAUGCAGUCUGAGAGCAGCCCCAGUUUGCAAUGGAGCCUAAAGAAUCUGAAAGCUAAGGUCUUCCACAAUGAGUCUUCUGUAUGAAAAUUCUCAAUUACUUUUCUUAGAAGAGUUUUUCCUAUUUUGGACUUCAUCUCAGGGCAAAUUCUUUAAACUAUGGAUUUAACAACCUCUGCUUUGCAGUAUUACCACUUCACCCUGCUCUCACAAGUGAGGAUUUGUUACGACUACUUACCCAUUUCUGUUUCCUGUGGAUUAUACUGUAAUUGUGUUUAACACAGUUACUCAGCCUGUGAUGCAUUAGGGGAAUAUGAUCACCGAACUGCAGCACAGUUUUGAUAUUAACAUAUUAAUGUACCUGUAUAGCUGUAUAUAUGUAUGGUAUAUUGUGGUGCUAACUUUAGAAUGUUAUCUAUUAAGUUAACAAAGAGUUAAGCUACAGAGCUUUUUGUAUGUUCGGUAUUAAAAGUCAUUCUGUAAUUCA